Molecule: messenger RNA, 1248 nt
Organism: Anopheles cruzii
Lineage: Eukaryota; Metazoa; Arthropoda; Insecta; Diptera; Culicidae
Product: glucose-fructose oxidoreductase domain-containing protein 1
Exons: 1
Coding region: 1-1248 (415 amino acids)
Molecular function (GO): nucleotide binding
Source: RefSeq, a predicted model, not a curated record
AUGCUUCCCGGAAUCGGAAUGUUCGGGACGGGCGAAGUGACCCACGUUCUGGUGCCGAUCUUGCGUGACAAAGGCUUCAGCAUCGCGGCCAUCUGGGGCCGCACGGCGGCGGAAGCGGAGCAGGCGGCCCAGGAGCUCCGGAUACCGUUCCACACGGCCAAGAUCGACGACGUGCUGCUGCGGAAGGACGUUGACCUCGUGUUUAUCACCUGUCCACCGUAUCUGCACUCGCAGAUUUCCGUAAAGGCGCUCGGAAUCGGAAAGCACGUCGUUUGCGACAAACCGAUGACGUUGCUGCAGACCGAUGCGCUCAAGAUGGUGCGCGCUUGCCAGUACUAUCCGACACUUAUUUCGAUCGUCAACCACUCGCUCCGCUUUCUGCCCGCGAUCGCACACAUGCGGCGAGCGAUCCACGAGGGUUACCUCGGCCCGGCCUCCGACCUGUCGCUGAUCGACGUGAAAGUGCGCAUGGGAUCGCUGUUCCGGACACGGUACGAUUGGCUGUGCGAUGAGACGAUGGGUGGCGGAGCGCUCAAUCUCGUCGGCAGCCAUGUGAUUGAUUUGGUAAAGUUUCUGACCGAGCGCAAAGCGAUCCGCGUGCACGGAACGGUGCGAACGUACGUGCAGCACGUGAACGGGAUCGCCGGGAUACGGCGCAUCACGGCGCCGGACUUUUGCACGUUCCAGAUGGAGCUCGAGGGCGGCAACGGUGGCCCGGGGACGCUCGUGACGGUCAACGUGAACUGCCACCUGUCGAACAACUCGUUCCACCAGGAGGUGGUCGUGUACGGGCCGAACGGUCACUUGACGGUGCGCGGUGGCGAUCUCGUCGGCCACCGGCGGAACGGGGACACCGGCACCAUCAAGGAGGAGAUGCUGUACGUGGACGUGCAGGACUUGCAGUUUUCGCCCGGCGGCCAGGACACCGUGCUGCCGCGGCCCUACGUGAAGGGGCUCUGCAAGUUGGUCGGUGCGCUGCGGGAUGCAUUCCACCCGAACAAGGAGAGCGCGGGAUGGAUCAAGGAACCGGUACAGGCGGCGGCCACCUUCGAGGAUGGGCUGUACGUGCAGGCGGUGCUGGACGCGGUACGGAAGUCGAGUGACGAGCGGUGCUGGACGAAGGUUUCGAUCUGCACCGACUCUCCGACGAACCAGAAGGGGGCUCUGGCGAAUGCCGCCGCCCGGAUCGCGUCCGGCUCGGUCAUUCGGGUCGACCCCAGUAUUAACCACGCAGCCGGCUACUUCUGA